Molecule: messenger RNA, 1296 nt
Organism: Sporothrix schenckii 1099-18
Lineage: Eukaryota; Fungi; Ascomycota; Sordariomycetes; Ophiostomatales; Ophiostomataceae
Exons: 1
Coding region: 1-1296 (431 amino acids)
Biological process (GO): intracellular manganese ion homeostasis
Cellular component (GO): fungal-type vacuole membrane
Molecular function (GO): manganese ion transmembrane transporter activity; iron ion transmembrane transporter activity
Source: RefSeq, a predicted model, not a curated record
AUGCCUGUCACGCCUCACAUGUCCUCUUCACCGUUUCUGUCACCCAACCACCAGUCACUCAACCACCGCCCUACAUCGCCGUCCUCGACCUCCCACUCCGCUUCGUCGUUCGCCUCGUUUUAUCCAUCGACACUCGCCGGCAUGGCCGACUCGACCCGCACGCGCCAGCAGUAUGCCCGCCUGCUGGCGGACCACGGCAACGACGACGACCACGACGGCGCCUACAGCCCAGGCAGUGCCAGCGUCGACAGUGCCAGCGAGGGCAGCAUCCAGAUGACAUCGGCGUCGUGGCAGCAGCGCGCGGCGGCGAAACGGGCGAAACGGGCGCGCGUGGCCCACGUGCAAAAACGGGUCGGCUGCCUGCCGCCCGCCCGCCGUUUCUGGGCCGACUUUACCCUGGGCUUCGCCGACGGCCUGACCGUGCCGUUUGCGCUGACGGCGGGGCUGUCGUCGCUGGGGCAGACGGACACGGUGGUGUACGCGGGCCUGGCCGAGGUCAGCGCAGGGUGCAUCAGCAUGGGCAUUGGCGGCUACCUGUCGGCGCGACAGGCUGCUACUCGACCCACGUCGUCGUCCGCGGGCGAAGACGAGGGUGAGGGCGAGGGCAGCAGGGAGCGGGGCCGCGACCGGGCCGACGUCGAGUCCGGCCCCGAGAUGGAGGAGACCAAGGCGGCGGAUAGCCCCGGGGCGGACAGUCUCACCACGGCACACCGCUACCUGGCGCCGCUGGCGCUGCCGGCCGACCUGCACCGGCAAAUGCUGGCCCACAUUGCGUCCCAACCGCACGUGGCCGCGAACCUCGUGGCGGCCAGCCAGUCGGCAGCGGCUCGUGUGGCCGGCGGCGACGACGACGGGGAAUACGGCUACGGCGCCGACUACUACGCGCCGCCCGCAAAAGACGGCCGCGGCGACGACGGCGACGACGGCGACGACGAUGCUGUCUGGCCCGUGGCGGCUGGCGCGUCCGUCGCGCUGGGGUAUCUGGUGGGCGGCCUGCUCCCGCUGUGGCCGUACUUUUUCGUCACGCACGUCGGCGACGGUCUGCGGUACAGCUUUGCCGUUUGCAUUGUGGCCCUCUUCCUGUUUGGCUUCAUCCGGGACUUUGCCCUGGACACGCCAUCUUCCUCGUCUUCAGAACGGCCCCUCCCGGCCGGGCGCCGCCGUAUUCCAUGGCGCCGGCUGUGGAAGAGCACGUUCGAGGGCGUGCAGAUGGUCAUUCUGGGCGGCAUUGCGGCGAUUGCGGCCGUGCUGUGUGUGCGGCUGUUUGAGGGCGCCAGCACGAGCGGAAGUGAUUGA